ACCACGCGCCAGCACCGGCGGGCCAAGAUGGCGGCGCCCAGCGGUACCGGUGAUGGCGGCGCGGCCCGGUACUGCCUGGUGAGUGGCAUCCCGGCCGCGCUGCGCUCCGCGCACCUCCGCGCCUACUUCAGCCAGUUCCUGGAGACCGGCGGCUUCCUCUGCUUCCACUACCGGCACCGCCCCGAGCGCCCGCCAGCGGGCGGCGGCGGCGGGGCCUCGGCGCCGCGCACUUGCUCCUGCCUGGUGUCCGUGCGGCCCGGCCGUGCCCGCCGCUUCGUCCGCAUGUACUCGGGCAAGCGCUGGGUCGGGCCCGGCGGCGCCACGCUGCCCGGCCGCUGCCUCAUCCGCAGGGUCCGCCUGAACCCCGGGACAGGACCCCAAAACCAUCCCUUCUGCCCUGCAGGCCCCCCAGAUCCUCCCUGCUCCCCUGCAGGCCCCAGGGCUCCUCCGGGCAGGCAGGAGCAGGUCGGGGCGGCUGCCGGCGCGCCGGUCACCGAGGCGGAGUUGAAGCGGCUGCCCGAGUUCAACCCCCCCUCCUUCAUGCCCUUUGGGAACGUGGGCACCCCCCUGCGCGUGUUCCUGGAGCUGAUCCGGGCCUGCAGGCUGCCCCCCCGCCUCAUCACCAAGCUGCAGCUGGAUUUUCCCAGGACUGGCUCAUGCCGCAGGUACGGGAAUGUGCCCUUCCAAUACCAGGACACUGAGACGGUUGUUGAGGAGGAAAGAGUUUACACGGCUGCAGGGGAUGAGAUCACCGAGGGAGAGGAGCCCGUGGGGGUGACUCAGCCGGCCCAGCCCCAGGAGGAUGAGGAGGGGCAGGAGCAGGAGGAAGAGGAGUCGAACUCAGAUGAUGACGAUGACACAUGUGAGGAGUGGCAGCGGCAUGCAGCGCUGCACGAGGACGUGACGCAGCAGGAGCGGGUGCGGGAGCGGCUCUUCGAAGAGGAGAUCGAGCUCAAGUGGGAGAAGGGCGGCUCUGGCCUCGUGUUCUACACAGAUGCCCAAUUCUGGCAGGAGCAGGAUGGAGACUUUGAUGAGCAGACAGCCGACGACUGGGACGUGGACAUGAGCAUCUACUAUGACAAAGAUGGAGGGGAUAAGGAUGCCCGGGACUCGGUGCAGAUGUGGCUGGAGCAGCGGCUCCGGGACGGGCUGGAGGACGGCUCUGUGGCAGGGCAGCACAUUGGUACCUUCGAGAGGUACACCAAGGGCUUUGGCAGGAAGGUCCUGGAGCAGCAGGGCUGGACAGAGGGGCUGGGCCUGGGGAGCAGCAACUCUGGCAUGGCCGAAGCUCUGGACAACGAGGGUCAGAACCCCCGGUGCAAGAGGGGGCUGGGGUACCACGGGGAGAAGCUGCCAACUUUUAUCAGGAGGAAGAAGCCUCGGGGUGAUACUUCUGUUGUCAUCUCCACCAUCUACGAUGACCCUGAGCCCCAGGACAUGGGUGACCAGCUGCUCAGGCGCCAGCCCCCCACGGCCAUGAAGUACAGGCAGGACAUGGCCUUUGUCCGAGCGUCCCAGCCCACCCUGGGCAGCCUCAGGGCCCAGCCACGCUGAGCAGGGACUGUCACAGCCUUUGUCCUGCUCCCCAGUCCAGGCUGGCUCCUGGUCUGAGUGUGGAGCAGGGUGUUUUUAUAUUUAUUUUUAGUAAAAAUACAGAUUUGUAAUAAAAAGCGAUGCGGUGAGGGAUUUUUCCCCACUAAUUGAACCCUUCAAAUGAAAGGAAAUGGUGUUGUGUGUGAAUGGGGAAGGGUUUAGGAGGGCUAACACUUAUAUUCAUGCUGGGAUCAACCAAAUGUGCGUUUGAAGAAGCAGAACUUGCAGCUGAGGGCGGCCUGGGAGGCAGGGAAGGACAAGUACAGACAGGGCACAGUCACUGUCCUGCUGCUGCCGAGCGUUCCUCGGGCGUGGCCGUCCCACAGCGCUGGGAGAG
Molecule: messenger RNA, 1930 nt
Organism: Vidua chalybeata
Lineage: Eukaryota; Metazoa; Chordata; Aves; Passeriformes; Viduidae
Gene: GPATCH3
Product: G-patch domain containing 3
Exons: 7
Coding region: 28-1554 (508 amino acids)
Biological process (GO): negative regulation of type I interferon production; negative regulation of RIG-I signaling pathway; positive regulation of DNA-templated transcription
Molecular function (GO): nucleic acid binding
Source: RefSeq, a predicted model, not a curated record